AUAGGCUAUAGGUAUAAUAUAUCUAGUCAUGAAUUGAGAUUCUACUUACCUAAAUCAGAGUAGUCUAGAUCUAUAGAUCUACUACUGUACUGCUAAAUCUAGUUAAUCUAGUACUAGUCCGGAUCUAGGUCUACAAAUAAUAAUGAUGAUGAAACAUAUAGCACAAUUUUCUAAGAUUGUAAAACUAUCUUUACCUACAAGUUAUAAGUGUUGUGCCGUCCAAAGAUUGUUGCACACUGUAUCAUCAAAAGAUCUCAAAAAACAGAAUGGUUUCCUCAAAAUAUCAGAUGAGGUAAUGGAAGCAUUGCACACUGGGAGACCACUGGUUGCUUUAGAAAGUACAAUUAUUACACAUGGCAUGCCGAAUCCUCAUAACCUUAGCACUGCAUUAAGUGUGGAGAAAAAAAUUCGUGAAAGUGGCACCAUUCCUGCCACAGUAGCAGUUCUUCAAGGAAAACUGUGUGUUGGAUUAAAUGAAACCCAGAUCAUCUGGCUUGCAGAGAAAAACUCAGACUUAAUCAAGAUUUCUAGGCGAGAUUUACCUUUCAUUCUUAGUCAGGGUUACAGUGGAGGGACAACUGUGUCAGCCACAAUGAUUGCAGCUCAUAUGGCUGGCAUUUCAAUAUUUGCUACCGGAGGCAUCGGUGGAGUUCACAGGGGGGCUGAAGAAAGCUUUGAUGUUAGUGCGGAUUUAACAGAGCUGGGUCGCACACCUGUGGCUGUUGUAUCCUCAGGGGUGAAAUCAAUACUAGACAUACCAAAGACUUUAGAAUACCUGGAAACUCAAGGAGUCUGUGUCAUGACCUUUGGCUCAGAGAGACAUUUCCCAGCAUUCUUUACUAGAGACAGUGGCCAGCUAUCGCCUUACAAUGUAAAUUCUCCCAUAAAAGCUGCUCAAGUUAUCGACUCCCACAUUAAACUAGGGUUAGAGAGUGGACUAUUAAUAGCAGUGCCUAUACCUGAGGAAUUCACAUCAGCUGGUGAUGUAAUACAAGCAGCCAUAACUGAAGCCCUAGAUCUAGCAAAAAAACAGAACAUCUGUGGCAAGGAAGUGACACCAUUUCUACUCAGUACAGUCAACCAUUUGACUAAAGGUCAAUCUCUAGAAGCCAACAUAGCCUUGAUUGAAAACAAUGCCUCUGUUGCUGGACGCAUUGCUUUCUGCCUGCACCAACUGCGUCAAAAUAACCAGUCAGACCCUGUCACAGCGUCUCGGCCAUUGUUUACUACCAUUGCAAAACUUUCUUCUUUAAACCAAGCUUCUAAACCUCGUCUGAUGAAAAAAGAUGAUGACAGCUGUAGAUUAACUGGUAGGCCUGUUGUAAUUGGUUCUACUGUUGUAGACUUCAGUGUUCAAGUCACUGACCCAAAAUUUCAGCUGAAUGGUGGCACAUACACUGGACAAGUGUCACAAUCAUUUGGGGGUGUUGGCAGGAACCUGGCUGACUGUCUCUGUCGUUUAAAUCACAGCCCUGUCUUUGUGUCUGCAGUUGGGACAGACUCCCAUGCUGCUUCACUAUCAGCUCUGUGUCAACACAUGGAUCUGAGUGCUGUACAGAAAAUAGAAAACAUGACUACUGCCACCUGCUGUGUUUUGCUGUACCAGGGCAAAUUUUUAUUUGGUGUUGGUGAUAUGAAUGUUAACUCAAAACUAAUGAUUGACCAGAUUAAAAACUUGGAUUCCCUCAUUGCAUCUGCUCCACUGGUUGUGUUAGAUGGAAAUUUCACUACAAGUUUUAUAACCUCAAUAGUGGACAAGUGUGCCAGACUUUCUGUGCCAGUUUGGUUUGAGCCAACAGAUUUGUACAAAUGCAAGGCUCCGUUCCAAUCUGAUGCCUGGAAGAAGUUGACUUUUGUCUCGCCCAAUCUGGUUGAGCUGGUGUCCAUGUAUCAGGCCAUGAGGCAGAGGUUAGGUCAGGAUGAUAUUCAAGUGUCUGUCACAGAGGACUCUGAUCUCCAAGAGAUUCUUGAUGUUUCUGUCAGUAUGUGCCAAGACUUAGUGAAGCACAUUCCUGUAGUUUUACUGACACUGGGAAGACAUGGAGUACUGUUGUGUCACAGACUGGGACAGAGUGAGUGCUUCCUGCCCAUUACAAGUCAGAUUAGCAGUAGCGAUGAGUUUAAGGCUGUUUACUAUCCAAGUUUCAGUCUUGAUAUGGACCCCUCUGAGAUUGUGAGUGUUUCUGGAGCAGGGGACUGCCUUGCAGCUACUAUAUGUGCAGGCAUGUUGAGUGGUCAGACGAUAGAUGAAUGCAUCAGGCAUGGCCUCCUUGCAGCCUAUUUGUCUUUACAGUCUUUGACUGCCGUCCCAGAAACUGUUUCACUGGUGGCCAUAAAAGCACUGGAGCAGAGGUGGCCUGAAUGGAAUCCAAUCUAUUUAACAGUUGAUAACAGUUGAUUUUAUUUUGAAUACCCUCAGGGAAAAGUAUUAUUUUUAAAAUAAGACAAUGUUGGAAAGGUUAAAAACUAAGCUAUCAACCAGACCAGGUUCUUUUUUUUAUUGGAUUUAGUGUUUUAAUGUAUUUAUGUUAUGCUUAAUUCUCACAAGCUGUGUUCAUUUCUUUUGUUGAUUUAAACAAUGUGCUUUUAAUUACAAUCUCCAAAUGUUAUGAUGGCCCAUGAAAUGAUGUGGAAAGUACUAGUCUUAUUUUCUGUUGCAUGCCAAACAAGUUUUUUUAAAAAUGUUCAAUCAUUAUAAAAUUAAAUUGCACAAAUAUUUAUUUCACUAGUUUCAAAAAUUCCUUCUAGAAACUGGUUUAUUGUGCCAUUUUUCCUGAGACCUUUUAGCAGGUCAGCUACAAUGUAAAUCCACAUGCAAUCAAUCUUAUGUUUACUCAAUUUUAGAAAAUCCAAAUUCAAGAGGAAACUUUUAAGGCUAAAAUUGAAAGUUUUUAUUUUACCUUGAGAGUUAAAGAAAACAUUUACUUGUAAACAUUACAUUGUCCUUCAUCACUAAAGUUUUCUGCGCUACCCAGGAAAAGCAUUUAUUUUAUCUUUGUUUUUUAACUUUAACCUUUUUUAAAGAGCUUUUAGAGAUGCAUUGACAAGGGCUUGCUAGAGAAUUUUUAAACAUAAAAUCAAUUGUAAUCAGUUUUUCAAGUUGUCAAAGUUAAUUAUUUGCUCAAUUAUAGAUGAAAUUUGAUUUAGAGAAAGCCACCUAAGUAGCUUUAGCAAAGUCUGUUCCAUAUAUUUGUAAGUUUAGUACAAAUUUUUGUUAAUGCAACUUUUACAUGUUGUUUUUGUAGCCAUAUAAUGUGUUUUAGUGGCACAAACAUCUGUGACAGAACCACUCAAACCCUUUCCAACCGGCAUACAUUUAUCAAAGCCUUGUAAUAGAAAUUAACAAAUUAAAAGAAAAAAGAUCUGCA
Messenger RNA from Biomphalaria glabrata, 3368 nucleotides. RefSeq lists its product as uncharacterized. The record is from RefSeq and is a predicted model, not a curated record. Gene Ontology annotation, molecular function: pseudouridylate synthase activity. The transcript has 19 exons. NCBI's taxonomy places the organism in Eukaryota, Metazoa, Mollusca, Gastropoda, Planorbidae. Bases 143 to 2398 code for a protein of 751 amino acids.